AUGGCUUACGGCGGCGGUGGCAUUGCAAUUAGUUAUUAUCUGGCGGCGGAGCUCGUCAAGAUUUUGGAUGGUUGCAUUAAUCGCUACCAUUACUUGUACGCUUCUGAUCAGAGGAUUGGUGGUUGUAUGGCUGAGAUUGGAAUUUCUUUCACGAAUGAACUUGGUUUCCAUAUGGAUAUAAAUGAAAGCGCACUAGGGCUUUUGGCUGCUCAUCCGGUGGCGCCGUUAGUGUCACUGCACCAUUUGGACAUGCUCCACCCGUUAAUUCCAUCAAUGAGCCGAGUUGAGUCAGUCAAGAAGGUUAUUGAAGCUUAUAACAAGGAUCCAAGUCGGGCAGUGCAACAGAGUUUGUGUUAUGACCUAAAGAGAAAUUGGUCAGUAUCAGUGUCAUGGGGUUACAUAGUUCAAUUAUAUCCAUGGCUAAUGAAUGUCAAGGAGUUGGAGACUCCAAUUCGGACGUUCAAGACUUUUCUAGGGUCAGAAGAGCCAUUCACAUUCAAUACACGGCCAAACUAUGUAGAACCGUGUAAGAAGCCUAUAGAGUAUUACUUGGAUCAAGUUACUGACAUUGGCAAUGGUGAAACCUUGACUAGUUAUAGUAACAAAAUUGGUGAUUCUAACAAGCAAUGCGAUAACCAACGUUAUAAACCAGCUUUAGCAGUUCAUAUGGUUAAUGUCACCGCGUCAAUGUUAUCUCCCAAAGUAUGGAGACAGGCACCACGACGGCAAUGUUCCGAGGUAAUCAAUGAUAUUGGCAGCAUCCUACAUAUCAGAAUUAGAGGUUGCAAUCAGUGGGAAUCAGUAAUGCCACCCUUUCACGACAAGUAUGGAGAGUUUGCCUGCUUUCAAAGAAAGGUUCAUCCAGUGAUUAAUAGGACAAGAAAUUUAGAAUUAGUAUUUGAGAGAUCAGCAAAUUCAAACCCCUACCUGUUAACCAAUUAUACAGAAAUGUCUGCUCCUAGAUCCCCUCUGUUUUGA
This is a messenger RNA of Nicotiana tabacum (common tobacco), 978 nucleotides long. RefSeq lists its product as uncharacterized. NCBI's taxonomy places the organism in Eukaryota, Viridiplantae, Streptophyta, Magnoliopsida, Solanales, Solanaceae. The record is from RefSeq and is a predicted model, not a curated record.